Molecule: messenger RNA, 925 nt
Organism: Atta colombica
Lineage: Eukaryota; Metazoa; Arthropoda; Insecta; Hymenoptera; Formicidae
Gene: Ntmt
Product: N-terminal Xaa-Pro-Lys N-methyltransferase 1
Exons: 4
Coding region: 211-912 (233 amino acids)
Biological process (GO): N-terminal protein amino acid methylation
Cellular component (GO): cytoplasm
Molecular function (GO): N-terminal protein N-methyltransferase activity
Source: RefSeq, a predicted model, not a curated record
AAGAACAAACAUCGAGUUGAACGAGUCCUCUCGAACUCGGACUCUUCUCAAAAGAUCAAUGUUAUUAUAACAUGUUCCAACAUCUUGUUUUUAUAGUUUUUAUAUUGAUCGCUGCGAGAAUGUGAAAUGUGAGAGAAAUUGCCGUGACAGAAUUACGCGGAUAAACGUGGACUUAUUAGUGAAAAUCAUAGUGUGCGGAAAAUAGCGAAAAUGCAAGAGCCGCGAUAUAUCGCGAAUGCGUGUCAGGAGUAUCAGGAUGAAUUUUAUACUGCUGCUGCGAAAUAUUGGGAUCGCAUCCCGCCAACAGUGGAUGGGAUGCUGGGAGGCUUCGGAUUUAUUUCGCAGACUGACAUAAAGGGCUCUACACUCUUCUUAAAAUCUCUCUUCGAGAUAGAAAAUCCACCUUCUAAAGCAUUUGCCCUAGAUUGUGGUGCUGGUAUUGGUAGAAUUACAAAGAACUUAUUACUAAAAUUUUUUAAACAUAUAGACCUCGUUGAGCAAAAUCCAAAAUUUCUAGAGGUAGCAAAGAUCUCUCUGGAAAACUGUUCAUCGAGAAUCGGUCAAUAUUAUCCUAUUGGAUUGCAAAAUUUCUGCCCUAUGCCAAAUAAAUAUGAUCUUAUAUGGUGUCAAUGGGUAUUGGGACAUUUAGAAGAUAAUGAUUUAAUAGAAUUUUUUAGAAAAUGCUCAUUGAGCCUGAAAGAUAAUGGUGUGCUCGUGGUGAAAGAAAAUAUCACAACUUCAAAUAAUAUGGAAAUUGACAAGGAAGAUUCUUCUGUAACGAGACCAAUGAAAACCUUGCGGUCUUUAUUUGAAAAGGCUGAUCUUAUUUGUAUUAAAGAACAACAGCAAAUCAAAUUUCCGCGUGGUUUAUAUCCGGUUCACAUGUUUGCCCUUAGACCAAUAAAUCAGUGAACUAGUCAAUAAU